AUGGUUCUAGGUUCUACACCGGUGUCCGGAACCAAUGUCCUCGAGCUUACGGCGGGGACCUUAUGUUGUAACAUUGGAGACGAAUGUCAGCGUGGAAGGACAUUGCAAGAAGAAAUCAUGUACAGGCUUUUAUUCCGUACUGUAUACACGGCUCGAAAUUCUUCAGUCAGUGUCUAUGAGUCGUGUGUGUUGCCAGCUAAAUGUAACAAGGCUGCUGCUCCAGUUUCCAGGGUUGCAAAUGGAGGUGGAGUCAAAGCCCUCAGCACAAGUUCGGUCAGGUUCUGUGAAAAGAAAAAUGAUGUUACGCCCUCUAAUCAAGAUCAGAAAACAAAUGCAGAUAAAGAGGCUGAUCCCACAGAAACUCCAACUUUGGUUACACAGAAAGCUGAAGAUGACAGCAAUGUCAUCAAUAUGGUUGAACAAAGGGAGGAGGAGCCAGUACUGUUAAAGACAGAUGAUGGAAGUACCACGCAGCAGCAGGUGGAUGUUAAAAUUGAACAGGUCGUGGCAACGCCACAACAAGGGAAGACUGAUGCGGCUAAGAGUGGGAAAGAGAGUCUCCUCGAUCUUCUUGGAGCCAUGAAGGUGGAAGUAACUAAUAAGAGGAAGCUCAAAAACUUAAAAGUGAAGCCAAGUUAUGAGUCUACACCCAAGUCAAAGCCAGCAGCUAUGGAGAGCACCAUCAGUAUGUUUCAGAAAGCUACAGUGGAGGCUUCAUCACAGAGUGAGACACUGGAUCCUGAACUGGUUGCAGCUGCGUCUGCUGCUGCCUCCACUCUGCCUGACCGCAGCCAGGCCGAGUCUGAGCUGCUCAGGCAGCUGAGGCAGCACGAAGCCGUCACUGAGGCUCAGAAGAAAGGGGACAUGAACAACCUUGGAGUAAUCAUCGCUGACAUGAAAGUAGGAAAGAAUCCCAACCGACAGAACGCUCGGCCGGCUAAUCAGAUCCGAUUUGAUGAGGACGGGCGAGGAUACACACACGACAGAGGGAUCACUGCUGAGCUGGACAGUGUUCGGAGAAGGAAGAACUUGUUCUCGGGGAAAAGACUUAACGUCUUCUCUCCCACUACUGAUGAAGAUGGAGUUGAAUCAGCAGUUGCACGGCCAACUUUAUGGGACAUGGACUUUGCUAAUCAGUUGUCUCUGUCAACCAACCAAACACCCCGCAACGGGCUUGAGGAAAUGAUCCAGUGGACCAAAGAGGGAAAAAUGUGGCAGUACCCAAUCAACAAUGAGGCUGGCCUUGAGGAGGAAACCAGUGUCCCGUUCCAUGAGCAUAUCUUAUUAGGGAAACACUUGGAGGAGGGUUUCCCACGUCAGGGACCAGUGCGUCACUUCAUGGAGCUCGUGGUGGCCGGCAUGUCCAGAAACCCCUACCUGACAGUCCAACAGAAGCGGGACCACAUUUCCUGGUUCAGAGACUACUUCCACCAGAAAGAGGAAGUCCUCAAGGAGGCUGAUGUUUACCUCAACUGAGCUUAAGACAGUUGCAUGUUUUCCCCUUUACUCAUAGGGGCUUUGCAACUAUGAUCAUCUUUACUCAUACAGGGUGGAUUUCUUAACUCUUCCAGGAGGCCUGUUAGAGUGGACUGGCAUCAAGUCUGUUUCCUGGUGUCCAACAUUGAACAGUAUCUACUGUUUCUAAAAUGUUGAUUAGACUAUAGAACCACUGUUAAAAUGUUGCUAUUACAAGUGCUUGUAUAUAAGAUUACAAACAAUAGAAAGCAGCAAAAGUACAAUCAUGGCUUUUUGCUUAUUUCAUUUUCUACUGAUCCACUGAUCAUUUGUUCAACUUUUAUUUGCAUAAUCCAAUGCCAAUGUAGGCAAUUAACUGACAAUAACGUAUCAAUAGCGUGAUGACACAAUUACAUGAGAAGACAUUUGGCUUUUCAGUGUCUGGGAUACCAAAAUUUGUUCCCGAAAUAAUUGUCUGCUUUACGGUCAUAUCAAUCCAAUGGUUUUUGUGAUACACAGGUGGUGAUGCACAACAUUUUUUGUGUUGAAUUACACGUUAUGGUUAACUUGAUUACAAUACUGAUAUAAAAGGUUCCGUUUUGUAUCAAGGCGCGUUUGCCGAUCAGGUUACAUUAAAAAACAGUGGACCGUUUAGUUGGAUGGACGGUUAAAGACCUUCAUAUUCAAAGAAAACAGGUCGAUGAAAAUAUUUUUGUAUCAAAGGUCAUACAAACACCUGUGGUCGUGAAUAAUGGUGUUUCCCAUGGCAAGUUGUAAAACAAGUAUAAAUUAUGUCCAGCAUCUAUGACCUCAGAUCAGGUUUACAGUAUGAGCUUAAAAAGACCUUGAACCUUGUGCCCUUUGCAAGGGAAGUGCUUUUAAAGUCAAAAAACAUGUUAACAAUGUACCACGCAGAUUCCAUCUGGUCUAAAAACACCCUCGGCAAUCUAUUGUCUGAGAAAGUGCGGAAAAUGAGAGCUUGGCAGUUGAGAGUGCCUCAUUUCCACAUUUUGUUCACUUUUCCAUAAACGCAUGAUUAGCAUGAUAACAUUUUGGCAACUUCCUGACUUGUAUGUGUAUAAAGCACCAAAAAAAGUG
Perca fluviatilis (European perch) is the source of this 2553-nucleotide messenger RNA. It is a transcript of the gene mrps31, whose product is annotated as mitochondrial ribosomal protein S31. Gene Ontology annotation, molecular function: structural constituent of ribosome. The record is from RefSeq and is a predicted model, not a curated record. Gene Ontology annotation, cellular component: mitochondrial small ribosomal subunit. NCBI's taxonomy places the organism in Eukaryota, Metazoa, Chordata, Actinopteri, Perciformes, Percidae.